This is a messenger RNA of Fonsecaea erecta, 957 nucleotides long. RefSeq lists its product as hypothetical. Lineage: Eukaryota; Fungi; Ascomycota; Eurotiomycetes; Chaetothyriales; Herpotrichiellaceae. The transcript has 2 exons. Bases 1 to 957 code for a protein of 318 amino acids. The record is from RefSeq and is a predicted model, not a curated record.
AUGGAUCAAAUCAUGGGAAAACCUGCAAGUGAUCUCGAGCCCAGUACCCCGUCAAAUGGCGCGCAGCUGUCACUCCCAGAUGCCAUGCAUCAACCAAUCACUGCUCAAGUCCAGGCAGUUCUGAAAGUCAUUCAAGAGAACGUGUCAGGUAUUCAUCCUCGGACGGAAGAGCCUUUUGAACUCACCCUUUCUCGACAGGCAUGGCUAGAGCUGCAACGAAACCCUGACUUUGACUUGUGUAUCGAACAAAAACAAUUUCCAGUCUCAUACGAUAGCUCGACCGCUGUGCUUACCAUCAUGCCACCCCCCCUCUUCAUGCACCGGGCUAUCCUUGGAUUCCUUUCAGAAGUCGGCUCCGGUGCCAGAUCCAAGUCGAACGAGAAGGCCCAGAUGUCGAUCGUGCAAAACCUCUACGUUGACAACUUUGAAGGACCAUACGCGUCGUCUGCGAAACAGCCAGACUUGGUCAUCAACUGGGGCAAGGAUCUGCAUCAGCCUCACACUGUUGUCGAAGUUGGGAAGUCACAGUCUCUCGAAUGUCUCCGCGGCUUAGUCCCUCUCUAUCUGACCGGUAACCCCACUAUCCAACGCGUUGUCUUGGUCAAGAUCAUGGAAACUCCAGCGUACGCAAGCUCAUCCCGCCUCCCAAUUCAUGUAACAUCUGCGCAAGAUCUCCGCCGCGAUGAGGUCACAGGGGCAAUCUUCUAUGGCGACAUCCAGCUGGUGGGCGAAGUCAAGUUUCGAUGGGAAGUUUGGGAGCGCGUCAACGGACAACCAACCACGACCUUCGAGGAAGAGUUUGGUUACGGUGAGCUGCCCUGCCGGCCCUUGCCCAUUUUCAAGAUCGAUGCUGCAGGUAUGGAGGCAACAGUCCAACCAGCGGCCAUGAAAGAUUUCUGGGAUUGUACGUGGAACCCGGCGACUUUGAUGGAUGCGGUUAGGCGUGCGAGAUGUUAA